Molecule: messenger RNA, 558 nt
Organism: Symbiodinium natans
Lineage: Eukaryota; Dinophyceae; Suessiales; Symbiodiniaceae
Source: the annotation of a GenBank genome assembly
AUGUUUGGCUGGCGCUUUGAAGAGGUGCAGUCGGAGGAGAACUCCUUCGCGAUCCAGAAAUGCCAGACGAUGCCCGAGUUGCCUGUGCUAGACCUCACUUGGGCACCAGCACCACUGGAAGAAGAGCAUGAAGAAGAGGAGGAGACGAAGGAGGGCGUGGCGUUGGAUGUCCAGUGCCGACCGAUGCCGUUGUUGCCCAGCCUUGGCAUUGAGCCAGAGAGCGACAUGGAGGCGCUUCGGGAGAAGCCGCUUGUUUCCGACCGUGUCGACAAAUGCACGCCGACGCCCCUGCCCAUGAAAGACAUGGUCACGUCUGGAGAUGCCGGAGACCAUGCACCACUUACUCAGGUGCCCGUUCCCGCGGCCCCGGCCCAGCGUCCUGAUCCGUCCUCUUGGCCGUUUCCUGCGCGCAUGGUCCAAGAACAGUCGAAGGGCGCUGCUACCCCUGCCUCUUCUUCACGCGCAACGGCUGCAGGAUGGGUGAUGACUGCACUCAUUGCCAUGUCUGCGCGCCCUCGGAGGUCCGUCGCAGGCGAAACCGUGUGGCUCUCGAGAUGA